Molecule: messenger RNA, 462 nt
Organism: Penaeus vannamei (Pacific white shrimp)
Lineage: Eukaryota; Metazoa; Arthropoda; Malacostraca; Decapoda; Penaeidae
Source: RefSeq, a predicted model, not a curated record
UCAUGGUCGGUCCCAGUCAGCGGCCAUAUUGUAAGCGAAAGAGACGGUGGAGGAAGGUGUCGAUGGAGUGAGGAGAAUUACUAUCUUAUACGAGAAACGAUUGAUAUUAGGUACUUUUAGGCGUCGUCGAGAACUUUGCAAAAUAUAACAAUGGAUGACAAAACACAGAUGAAAGAGUUAAACCAGUGGAUAGACCAGUUGAUGGAGUGUAAACAGUUGGCGGAGAAUCAAGUCAAAACUCUCUGUGAAAAGGCCAAGGAAGUACUAGCAAAGGAGAGCAAUGUACAAGAAGUCAAAUCUCCAGUAACAGUAUGUGGAGAUGUCCACGGACAGUUCCAUGACUUAAUGGAACUGUUUAAGAUUGGAGGGCGAUCUCCUGACACCAACUAUCUUUUUAUGGGAGAUUAUGUUGAUAGAGGGUACUAUUCUGUAGAGACAGUCACCUUGCUAGUAUGUCUUAAG